Molecule: messenger RNA, 2396 nt
Organism: Lycium barbarum (goji berry)
Lineage: Eukaryota; Viridiplantae; Streptophyta; Magnoliopsida; Solanales; Solanaceae
Product: dicarboxylate transporter 2.1, chloroplastic-like
Exons: 7
Coding region: 475-1986 (503 amino acids)
Biological process (GO): transmembrane transport
Cellular component (GO): membrane
Molecular function (GO): transmembrane transporter activity
Source: RefSeq, a predicted model, not a curated record
UCUAAACACAACUACAUAUAUAUAAAUACACUAUAAUCCAAAGUGUUGGGCCGUAUAGGCCAUCUAGUUUCUUGAUAAGAGCGACUUAAAUAAUUAAAGGAGUUCAUUACACAAAAUCCAAGUCAAAAAGCAGUUGUCCCCACCUCCCUAUUCCCACCACUUUGUCUCAAAAUUUCUUUCCCACCACUUGCCAAUGGCCACAACACUAUGUACAAGUAGAUAAGUUUUCACAUAAUAAAGGGCUUUUACGCUUCAAGAGUGAUAAGUUUUAUUACGCGACUUCAAUAAUCCAGUUAAGGCAGUUCCAAUAUCUUAAGCAAGUCUAUUCAUUACUUUCAUCUUGAAAUAUAUACAACUUGAUUGGAUAUUCUUAAAUCACACGUAAAGUAUCAUUGUCUUGCAAUCGUGAUACUUAAUUUACAUUCAUCAAGUUCAAAUUCUGAAUCCAGUUUUGUGACUGACAACAAGUAGUUAAUGUCAACUCCAAAUUCUCCCCUCCCUAGCCAUACUUCUCCUACCUCUACCGCCAAUCAUCCUCGUCGUCGUCGCUUCUCACUUCUACCAUGGAAAGGUGCAAAACCAAUCCCACUAGCCAUAUCCAUAUUUAUAGGCCUAAUUUUUCGCUUCGCCAUUCCAAAACCUCACCAACUCUCCACUAAAGCGUGGCAACUCCUAGCCAUUUUCCUCACAACUAUCUCGGGCCUCAUCCUAGGCCCGUUACCAGUGGGCGCAUGGGCUUUCCUCUGCCUCACACUCACCGUUGUCACAAAAACUUUAACAUUUGCUGCGGCAUUUGCUGCUUUCACUAAUGAAGUCAUUUGGUUAAUUGUUGCAUCAUUUUUUUUCUCAAGAGGUUUUAUUAAAACUGGUCUUGGUGAUAGAAUUGCUUUGUGUUUUGUGAGUUGGCUUGGGAAAAAUACUUUGGGCCUGUCAUAUGGGCUGGUUUUGAGUGAGGCAGCAAUAUCUCCAGCUAUUCCAAGUACAACUGCAAGGGCUGGUGGGAUUUUUUUGCCCAUAAUUAAUUCAUUAGCUGUCACUGCUGAUAGUCACCCAAAAGAUGGUUCUGCUAAGAAGCUUGGGGCCUAUCUUGUUCAAUCUCAGUUGCAGUCUUCAAGUAGCUCAAGUGCCUUGUUCCUAACAGCUGCAGCACAAAACCUGUUAUGUGUGAAAUUAGCUGAGGGUUUAGGUGUAAAGAUAUCAAGUAAAUGGCUCACUUGGUUCAAAUUUUCUUGUACACCAGCAGUUAUAUCUCUUCUAGCAACUCCAGUUAUUCUAUACAAGAUUUUCCCUCCAGAAAUGAAGGACACACCAGAUGCUCCAUUAAUGGCUAGAAGGAGACUGGAGCAGAUGGGUCCUAUUAAAAGUGAUCAAUGGGUGAUGAUGAUAGUAAUGCUUAUCACUGUAGCAUUAUGGAUUUCUGGAGAGGCUCUUGGGCUAGCGAGUGUUGUCACAGCAAUGUUGGGAUUGUCUCUACUUUUGGCUUUUGGAAUACUUGAAUGGGAUGAUUGCUUGAGUGAAAAAUCUGCAUGGGAUACCUUAGCUUGGUUCGGGGUUUUAAUAGGCAUGGCAACACAAUUAACUACUCUGGGAGUUGUCGCCUGGAUGUCAAAUGCUGUAGCUAAUUUCCUCAAAUCUCUUUCACUACAUUGGUUCGGGGCAUUUUGUGUCCUUCAAGUAGCAUAUUUCUUCAUUCACUACUUGUUUGCUAGUCAAACUGCUCAUGUUGCAGCAUUGUACUCGGCAUUUCUCGGAAUGUGCUUAGCGUCAAAAGUUCCUGGUCUUUUUGCUGCAUUGGCUUUGGGAUACAACACAAACCUUUUUGGCGCGUUGACACAUUACAGCAGUGGUCAAGCUGCAGUAUACUAUGGAGCUGGUUAUGUGGAACUACGCGAUGUCUUCAAAUUGGGCAUUAUCAUAGCUCUUAUUAAUAUUGUCAUAUGGGGAUUAGUAGGAGCUGGUUGGUGGAAGAUUCUUGGCCUUUACUAAAACUGAAUUACGAAUUUUCUGGUCUAAGAACUUCAGGAUGGACUGCAUGAGGCUCUAAUUUUUUGACUUAAAAGGGAAGGAACUUAGAACUUAAACUUAUGUCUCUGUUUCUGCACACUGCUAAUGGAUUAAAUAGAAGAUCAAUCGCCUUCCUUCAAUUGGUGUAAUCUCUAUUAAAACGUAUGUUGCUCUCGAAUACUUCAAAAAAAGUUGUACAUUUUUGGAGGAUCUGACACGCGUACAACAUAUUUUUUUUUUUUGGAGAAUCCGAGCGGUAUAGAUCAAAAUUUCUGAGAAGUGAAACACCAGAUUCGUAGGUGAUUUAUCUUACAUAUACUGUCUUUGUAAACCUUAAUGAAAAUGUUGUAUACAUUAUUCUAGCUAGUUAUGCAUUUUUUUAAUUAUUUUUC